AUGGAACUGGAAAUGAGACCAUUUACAGCACCAUUCUUUCUCUUCCUGUUAGACCGAGUAAGGUGUACCUUUCCACGGAGAUGCCGCUUCAAUCAAAUGAACUUGCUUCCUUGUCCGCUUGAUUGGAGGAGUGUCAUGCCUACCUCCUACGUGGGUACCAAACAGGCAAGCAUCGAUUUCGAGGAGAACAGCGGUGAAUCCAAGCAAUCGCUUGAGACGUUUACGAGAGCCACCACCAUUGUUACUACCAGUGGUGGCCACAACUGCUUUGAACAGCAACAGGAGAAGAAGAAGACUGUGGAGGUACAUGUCAUUGAAUUGUGCUAG
This is a messenger RNA of Seminavis robusta, 327 nucleotides long. The record is from the annotation of a GenBank genome assembly. Lineage: Eukaryota; Bacillariophyta; Bacillariophyceae; Naviculales; Naviculaceae.